AUGUGCUUGUUUCGUCAGCUUUACAGGUGAGUUGCGGAGUCGUGCGAUCCGUUUCCUCAUCAGAAUCCUCUUUUCAGCCCCACCACUGUUGUUGCACUUUUUGCUCUCCUUAUCUUGGUUCCAACGCCAUCAGACGCGAGCAUUCGGCUCUGCGGAUCACGCCUCACGACCACCCUUCUGGCCGUCUGCCGGAACCAGCUUUGCGAUGGAAUGAGAGCUUUCAAACGUGAGUCCGUGGGUGGAGGAGACAUGAAACUUUAAUGAUGGAGUGCGUUUAAAACAUGCGAUUCGGACUAAUCAUGCCCUUUCUCUGUCUCUGGUUUUUGUGCGAUAAUUGAUGAUUUCUGGCAAUGACGCGCGAGAAGGUUAGUCUAGGAAAUUCGAGAAAUUGUCAUGUUGUGAGUGCCAACUCAUCACGAGCACAAUCCCAGUCUAUGACGUCUUCUGAUCCUUGAACUAUUCCAGGCUCUUCCCCUUCCUACGACUCCACGUGGCUCCCUUCUACACGGGAUCUUUUUCACAUCCAUCACCAGCAAAAACGCGGCGGGAUAGCGACAGAGUGCUGCGAGAAGCGGUGUUCGUUCGCCUACCUCAAGUCAUUCUGUUGCGUCGACGAGGACGACGCCAUCUGA
Molecule: messenger RNA, 632 nt
Organism: Caenorhabditis sp. 36 PRJEB53466
Lineage: Eukaryota; Metazoa; Nematoda; Chromadorea; Rhabditida; Rhabditidae
Source: the annotation of a GenBank genome assembly